GUUUCACUCUCCGUCUGAUUUCAUUUGACACUUUUACAAUUUUUCCCCAUUUGCAUGUACGUUAUCUCCCUCUGUUUUCAUUUCACCCGGUUUCUUCUUCCCCACAUUUUUUUUCGAAUUAAAAAAUUCAGAAAAAUCCGAUUUUUAAAAUUAUAUUCUAAUUGGGGUGGUUAGCAAAAAAUUGAUUCCUUGUAUUAUCGAAGAAAAUGAGGUGGGAAAAGGUUGAGGUGAAGGCGAUAGGCACAACAACAGAGGGUGGUGGCGGUGGAGGGCCAGGGAAGAGGUGGGGUCACACCUGCAACGCCGUCAAAGGUGGCAGACUUGUCUAUGUCUUCGGUGGUUACGGCAAAGAUAACUGCCAGACCAACCAAGUUCAUGUCUUCGACACUGUGAAACAGACAUGGAGCCAACCUGCUUUAAAAGGCUCCCCACCAACUCCUAGGGACAGCCAUACAAGCACAGCCGUUGGUGAUAAUUUGUUUGUGUUUGGGGGUACAGAUGGAAUGAACCCUCUCAAGGAUUUGCACAUAUUAGACACUUCUUUGCAAACAUGGGUUUCUCCAACCAUAAGAGGAGAAGGGCCACCAGCACGUGAGGGUCAUAGUGCAGCAGUUGUUGGCAAACGGCUAUUCAUCUUUGGAGGUUGUGGAAAAUCUGCAGAUAAUAAUAAUGAGCUCUACUACAAUGAUCUUUACAUAUUAAAUGCAGAGACAUUUGUUUGGAAGUGUGCUACAACAUCAGGCACUCCACCAUCUCCUCGUGAUAGCCACAGUUGUUCAUCUUGGAGAAACAAAAUUAUUGUGAUAGGAGGUGAAGAUGGGCAUGAUUAUUAUUUGUCUGACGUCCAUAUUCUUGAUACUGAUACUCUAAUUUGGAGGGAGCUGAGUACAUCAGGCCAAUUGUUGCCACCUCGAGCUGGUCAUUCCACUGUUUCUUUUGGCAAGAACUUGUUUGUUUUUGGUGGAUUUACAGAUGCCCAAAACCUCUAUAAUGACCUUUAUAUGCUCGAUAUUGAUACUGGUGUUUGGACAAAUGUUACAACUGCAACCAAUGGUCCUUCUGCUAGAUUUUCUGUGGCUGGUGACUGUUUAGACCCUUUUAGGAGUGGUGUUCUUAUAUUCAUCGGUGGUUGUAAUAAAAGUCUUGAGGCCCUGGAUGAUAUGUAUUACCUAUAUACAGGGAUUGCUCGAGAAAGUGAACAGAGACCAGAAAAAUUAUCUUUAAAGAAGCAAUUGAAACUGAAAUGUCUAGAACAAAAUCCCAAUCCUAGCCAAAAUCAAGUUCUAGUUAGAUAUGGAGUGGGUUCUGAUGUGGGACAGACCAUGAAAGUGUUGAAUUAUAGCCAACAAAGUAGACUAAAUAUCCCAGUAAACCAAUCCCUACCUCCUGGUAAGAAAAUGUUUGAAGCCAAGGUUACUGAAAACAUCUCAGAAGGAUAUACUAUUGAAACUGUUAUUGAUGGAAAACCUCUUCGUGGAAUUCUGUUUUUAAACAAGCCUAUCUCUCUGUACACAGAUGCUCAUACUUGCAGUAGGAAAAGGACUGUUGGUGAAAUUGAUAGUGUUGUCUCGAAUGGUAUACACCCUAACCAAUUUAAGACUCCUAAAGUGGUCAAGCAAAAUCAAAUGGAAAACCGAGAAGCAUCUCGUGGAGACAGUUCAGAAUCUCAUGAACACCGCACUGAAUCCAUUGCCGUGCUUAUGUCAAGUAACCCAAUGACUGCCAAUCCUUCUGAUACCCAUAAGGUUUCUGCCAACCCAGAAGCAGAAGCUGCUGCUUUGAAUCAAAAUGAUGAAAAACAUGAAACACCCAAAUCCUUAAUUGGAAACUUGACAAAUGAUGGAGCGAAUGAUGUGACAAGUUCUAAAGGUGAGGUGCAAACUAAUGAUCAAACAAAUAUGCUAAUUUCCAACUUUGAAGUUCCAAGACGCGAUAAAACAAGUGAUGCUCCAAACUACAACACUGAAUUUCUGAAACCUGCUGCAGCUGAGAGUGCUUUGCAUCUGUCAAAUCAAGUAGGUGCAGUGGUGGAUUCCGCAACUCCACAACUCCAACGGCAAGAGAAUGCAGUGAAUCAGCAAAAUUAAUUUGAGCUCAGGAGAUAACGGCUGAUGGUGAUAACUGUCUGCUCGGCAUUUGUACAUUCCUCUUCUCAUGUUGAUCUUAGAGGUCAAUAUAACUGGUGAUAUAGGCUAACGUGUUCCACUGGUGGGUUAUACAAUCAUUUACUCACUGUCACCCUUUAGUCUGAAAUUUUAAUUGAACAAAACCAUGAUUACGUUUAGGUGUAGGUAGUGAUAGAAACAGUUCUAUUUUAUUGUGUUAUGUUCAUUCCUGUCUUCAUUUAUUGCAUGGAAAAAAAAUUUUGUUUUGUUGGUGGCUGGGCAUCAGUACUUUUUCUAAAUGCAGUUUAACCUAUUAAAUUCUAAAGUUAGAGUUA
This is a messenger RNA of Glycine soja, 2440 nucleotides long. RefSeq names its product RING finger protein B-like. The transcript is spliced from 11 exons. Gene Ontology annotation, molecular function: protein binding. Lineage: Eukaryota; Viridiplantae; Streptophyta; Magnoliopsida; Fabales; Fabaceae. The coding region runs from base 207 to 2087 and encodes 626 amino acids. The record is from RefSeq and is a predicted model, not a curated record.